Molecule: messenger RNA, 2045 nt
Organism: Salvia splendens (bonfire salvia)
Lineage: Eukaryota; Viridiplantae; Streptophyta; Magnoliopsida; Lamiales; Lamiaceae
Product: 65-kDa microtubule-associated protein 1
Exons: 10
Coding region: 90-1832 (580 amino acids)
Biological process (GO): cytokinesis by cell plate formation; microtubule cytoskeleton organization
Cellular component (GO): cytoplasm; spindle
Molecular function (GO): microtubule binding
Source: RefSeq, a predicted model, not a curated record
CCCAACUCAACUCACCUCACAUACUUGUCUAGAUCUGCAUACGACCACUCUCCGUCACCGCCAUCCGGUUAGUGUGAAUCCUUAGUAGAAUGGCAGCUGUGGAAGCUGAGAAUCCUCUUCUUGGCCAAGUUACAUGUGGAUCCUUACUGGAGCGUUUGCAGCAAAUCUGGGAUGAAGUAGGCGAGACCGAGGAAGAGCGCGACAGAAUGCUCCUUCAGUUGGAGCAAGACUGCUUGGAUGUGUACAAGAGAAAAGUAGACCAGGCUGUGAAAUCUCGGGCGCACCUUCUUCAGACAUUGGCAGAUGCUCGAGUCGUGCUCACUAAUCUCCUAUCCGCCCUCGGAGAGAAGACCUAUGUCGGGAUUCCUGAGAAGACGUCUGGAACGAUCAAAGAGCAGCUUGAAGCUAUCGCUCCAGCUUUGGAAAGACUUUGGAAGCAGAAGGAUGAUAGGAUAAAGGAAUUCUACGACGUUCAGUCUCAGAUCAAUAAGAUAUGCGCAGAAAUUUCUGGUACCAGCGAGCAGGUUGAGAGUCCUUUAGUUGAUGAAACAGAUCUAUCCACUAAGAAGUUAGAUGGAUAUCGUGCUCAGCUUCAAGACCUUCAAAAAGAAAAGAGUGAGAGGUUGCACAAGGUGCUUGGAUUCGUGAGCACUGUACACGAUCUUUGUGCAGUUCUUGGCAUGGACUUCCUUACUACUGUCACGGAAGUGCAUCCUAGCCUAAACGACUCGCGUAGUACACAGUUGAAAAGCAUCAGCGACGAUACCCUAACAAGGUUGGCUGCUACUGUAUUAACACUAAAGGAAGACAAGAGGACGAGGUUGGAUAAGCUUCAAGAAUUGGCAUCUCAGCUAAUUGACCUCUGGAACUUGAUGGAUACACCACCAGAAGAGCGUGCUCUGUUUGAUCACGUAACAUGCAAUAUUUCUGCAUUAGCAAAUGAGGUUACCUCCCCUGGGGCUCUUGCUUUGGACCUUAUUGAACAGGCUGAAGUGGAAGUUGAGAGGCUUGAUCACCUAAAAGCUAGCAGAAUGAAGGAAAUUGCUUUUAAGAGGCAGACUGAGCUCGAGCAUAUAUUUGCUCGUGCUCACAUAGAGAUUGAUACUGAGGCUGCCCGAGAAAGAAUUUUGUCUCUUAUUGAUUCCGGGAGUGUUGAACCUACAGACUUAUUAGCUGACAUGGAUAAUCAGAUAGAAAAAGCAAAAGAGGAGGCGACAAGCAGAAAGGAGAUAUUGGAUAAGGUUGAGAAAUGGAUGUCGGCUUGUGAAGAAGAAAGCUGGCUCGAAGAUUACAACAGGGAUGAAAAUAGGUAUAAUGUUAGCCGAGGUGCACAUUUGAAUCUCAAGAGAGCAGAAAAGGCAAGAGUCUUGGUGAAUAAAAUUCCAGCUCUUGUUGAUAGUUUGGUUGCUAAAACCCGGACAUGGGAGGAAGACCAUGGAAUAACAUUCACUUAUGAUGGUGUUCCUCUACUCGCGAUGCUGGAUGAGUAUGCAAUGCUGAGGCACGACAGAGAAGAGGAGAAGAAGAGGCUGAGGGAGGAGAAGAAGUUAAGUGAACUCUCGAUUAAAGAGCAGGAAGUUGGUCCAACACCAAGCCCGGCCAGACAGGCUAGUGUCAAGAAAGGGGUUGGCCCACCACGUGCCAAUGGAGGUGCCAACGGGAGCACCAAUAGGCGCCUCUCGCUAAAUGCUCACCAAAACAGUUCGAGAUCUGUGAACAGAGACGGGAAGAGGGAAGCCAGACCAACUGCACCGGUCAACUAUGUAGCGGUGUCGAAAGAGGAUGCAGCAUCGCCUGUUUCUGCGGUCGAACCUCUUCCAAUUACGCCAUAGUCACGUGUGGUUCGACGGUGUUGGUGGUGGUGGUGGUGGUGGUAACUUACGCUGUCUACGUGGUAGACCAGUUGUAGGAAGAUUCUUGUUUUAUAUGCAUAUUGUUUUAACAGUAGAGACUGCAUUAGAUGUUAUAAACUCGCAUUGCUGGGGAUCCUUUAUGCAUUUCUUAAAGGUAAAUUUUAUAUGCAGUAUGUAAUUUUAUAUACUCCA